Messenger RNA from Rhizophagus irregularis DAOM 181602=DAOM 197198, 628 nucleotides. The record is from RefSeq and is a predicted model, not a curated record. Lineage: Eukaryota; Fungi; Glomeromycota; Glomeromycetes; Glomerales; Glomeraceae.
UCUUGAAUGGAUACCUUUUGAAAAAUUUGAAAAUGUUACCUAUCUUACCAGGGGUGGUUUUAGUAAAAUUUAUUCGGCUGACUGGCCUGAAGGAAAUAUUGAAUAUUGGGAUAUUGAAAAUCAAAAAUGGCACCUAACACCUCCAAAUGUAAAAGUUGUAUUAAAAAGUUUAGAUAAUUCAUCUAAUAUGAAUGAUGAUUUUUUGAAUGAGAUUAAAUAUUAUAUUUCAAGUCAUUUUUCUUGUGUUAAUACCGUCAUAUGUUAUGGAAUAACUCAAGAUCCAGACACCCAAAAUUAUAUGAUGGUUUUACAAUAUUAUAAGAAUGGAGAUUUGAGAAAUAAUUUAAUGAAUGAUUUAGAAUAUGGAAAUAAAAUUCGAUAUUUAUUUACGAUCAUAGAUGGCCUUUUAGCUAUUCACAACACUGGAAAAGUUCAUAAAGAUUUUCAUUCAGGAAAUGUAUUAUUAGAUGGUAACGUCCUAGCUAUUAGUGAUUUAGGAAUGUGUCAACCAGCAGAUGAUAAUGAGCGAAAAGGAGUUUUUGGGGUAAUACCUGUCUCUUAUACACAUCUAGAUGUGUAUAAGAGACAGAGACAUACCAUCAUGAUGUCUAAAUAUUAUAUUUCAUGA